Molecule: messenger RNA, 1311 nt
Organism: Drosophila kikkawai
Lineage: Eukaryota; Metazoa; Arthropoda; Insecta; Diptera; Drosophilidae
Source: RefSeq, a predicted model, not a curated record
UAUGGCUAAGAUCAAAGUGUAGUAUCUGUUCUUAUCAGCUUAACAUCUGAUAGUUCCUCCAUUGGAGGACAACAAAUGUUAAACUGAUUUUUGGAAACAGACGGAGUGCUAGGAGCUUGCUCCACCUCUGUCGCGGGUUGGCCCGGUAUUGCAGUACCGCCGGGAUUUCGGCCCAACUAAAAAAUACAUUUGCAAAAAGACUAAAGACUAUAAGUGUCCCCUGUAGCUCUUACAGGCGGAUGGUUGGGAAUUAUGUAGCUUCAUUGUGUAUUCUGUCAGUGUCGUUUCCCAGACGCCAUCAAAAUUAUGUGUUAGGAAACUCCCUUUCCCUCCUCCCGCCCUCAAGCUCACCGCCAACCAUGUCUGCGUCUGCCUCGCUGAGAGAUCCGGCUUCCUCUGAUGCGAUGAGCCGGAACCAAAAGCGCCAGGAGAGGCGGAAGCAGCGCAGGCAGGACAUACAACACCUCUUGUACACCAAGCACUUCUCCAACUGCCGUCUGCCCAUUUCUGUGGCUUCGUCCUCCGAGGAGCAGCUGCUGCGAUUCGGGUCUCUAACAUCGCCGCCCAGCGAAAGACGCAGCAAGCUCUUUGUGAUCUCGCCUAGCAAAUCGCCCUGGGACCGCCUCCGCUUAGUGCCCUGCCCGAUCCAAGGAUGCUGCUGCUCGCUGGACCCCAGCGCCCUGUUGGGCCACUACCUGAGUGACCACCUUCCCGGGCUGGGCAUCCCAUUCGGCGAGCUGGUGACGGGCAAGCGCGUCUCGCUGAGCUGCCACGUGAGCAGCCUGGAGAACGACGUUCACAAUUUGCUGGGAGUUUUUGGCUACCGACGCACUGGCCUGAAUCCGCUCAAAUGCCCACGGAACACACACCUGCCCGCCGAGUACCGGCAGUUCUCGCAGCACGGCGCCCUGCUGGUCUUCGCCUGCCGCACCCAGCACUCCAUGUUGUGGCAAACCAAGGAGGGCACCAAGCACGACGUCCUAGCCAUCUGGGCGAGCACUCCACUCCACGACGCGGUCAUUUCGUUGCGCCUGCUUGUCCAGCCCGCCAACUCGGCUCGCUACUACACCAAGCAGGUGCGAGCUCGCCCAAUCCAGUCGUGGUCGGCGAGGCAGUCAUGUGGCGAGUUCAUCAGGACGGAUAGUAAUGUGAUUCUCAUCAGCUUCGAGGACCUGCGGCAGUUGAUGGACUUGGACGUGCCGCAGCAAUUGCUAACGGUGGAGCUUAAGGUGGUCGGCGAGGCGAAGAUUUAAAAUUUAAUAUAAACCAGAAAGAAAGCUAACUUUGGCCAGCCAAAAUUUGUAUACCCUA